GGAUCGGCGGCGAUGGCGCUGGAGACCCUGUCCCCGGACUGGGAGUUCGACCGCCUCGACGACGGCUCGCAGAAAAUUCAUGCUGAAGUGCAGUUGAAGAGCUAUGGAAAAUUCCUUGAGGAAUAUACAUCUCAGCUGAAAAGAAUUGAAGAUGCUUUGGAUGACUCUGUUGGAGAUGUUUGGGACUUCAGUCUUGAUCCCAUUGCUUUAAAGCUUUUGCCAUAUGAACAGUCCUCCCUACUGGAGCUCAUAAAGACAGAAAACAAGGUUCUAAACAAAGUUAUAACAGUGUAUGCUGCUCUUUGCUGUGAAAUCAAGAAGUUAAAAUAUGAGGCAGAAACUAAAUUUUAUAAUGGCCUCCUGUUUUAUGGAGAAGGAGCCACAGAUUCCAGCAUGGUGGAGGGAGAUUGCCAAAUACAGAUGGGAAGAUUUGUUUCUUUCUUGCAGGAGCUGUCCUGCUUUGUUACCCGAUGUUAUGAAGUGGUGGUGAAUGUAGUGCAUCAGCUGGCUGUUCUGUAUACCAGCAACAAGAAUGCACCUAAAAUUAUAGAGACAUCUGGAGUUCAUUUUCAGGCAAUGUAUGAGCAUCUAGGAGAGUUGCUCACAAUCUUGAUAACUCUGGAUGAAAUAAUUGACAAUCAUGCCACACUGAAAGAUCACUGGACCAUGUAUAAGAGGCUGCUAAAAUCUGUCCAUCACAACCCUUCUAAGUUUGGGAUUCAAGAAGAUAAACUAAAGCCAUUUGAAAAACUGCUGUUAAAACUGGAAUGCCAGUUACUUGAUGGAAUGAUAUUUCAGGCCUGUAUAGAGCAACAAUUUGAUUCUUUAAAUGGUGGCGUGACUGUGUCAAAGAACAGCACAUUUGCUGAAGAAUUUGCUCAUAUUCUUCGUACAUCUUUCUCAAAUGUCGAAGCCAAACUUGGUGAACCUUCAGAAAUUGACCAGAGAGAUAAAUAUGUGGGCAUCUGUGGCCUCUUUGUAUUGCAUUUUCAGAUUUUUCGGACUGUAGACAAGAAAUUUUAUAAGUCAUUGUUGGAUGUCUGUAAGAAGGUACCAGCCAUUACAUUAACAGCUAACAUUAUCUGGUUUGCUGACAAUUUUCUGAUUCAGAAGAUUCCAGCUGCUGCCAAACUACUGGACAAGAAAAGUAUUCAUACAGUUAAAACACAAAGGGAGAACUUUCUACAGCAGAGGGCACAGUCACUUACCAAAGAUAUGCAGUCAUAUUAUGUUUUUGUGAGCUCGUGGAUGACAAAAAUGGAAUCUAUCUUGUCCAAGGAGCAGCGCACAACAAAGUUUUCUGAAGAUCUUUCUAACCGCUGCAAUGUCUUCAUCCAGGGUUUUCUUUAUGCAUACAGUCUUAGCAACAUCAUUAAAACAACAAUGAAUCUUUACAUGUCAAUGCAAAAACCUAUGACCAAAACCUCAGUAAAAGCCUUGUGCAGACUUGUGGAGCUUCUGAAGGCAAUAGAAUAUAUGUUUUACCGAAGAAGCAUGGUUGUGGCAGACUCUGUGACGCACAUCACUCAGCAUCUGCAGUAUCAGGCUCUUCUCUCUAUCUCUGUGGCCAAGAAAAGGGUGAUUUCUGAUAGGAAGUACAGUGAGCAGCGCCUGGAUGUCCUCUCUGCUUUGGUGUUGGCUGAGAACACCCUCAAUGGGCCAAGCACAAAACAGAGGCGACUGAUUGUUUCCCUUGCACUGAGUGUGGGAACACAGAUGAAAACAUUUAAAGAUGAAGAACUUAUUCCCCUUCAGUUAGUUCUGAAAAAACUGGACUUGAUCAGUGAACUUACAGAGAGAGUUCGAGCACAAUGUGACUGUUGUUUCUUAUACUGGCAUCGAGCUGUCUUUCCAAUCUAUUUAGAUGAUGUCUAUGAAAAUGCAGUGGAUUCUGCUAGACUACAUUAUAUGUUUAGUGCACUACGGGACUGUGUACCUGCUAUGAUGUAUGCAAGACACUUGGAAUCUUAUGAGGUGCUUCUGGAAUGCUAUGACAAAGAAAUCAUGGAAGUGCUCAAUGAGCACUUGCUGGACAAAUUGUGUAAAGAGAUAGAAAAGGACCUGCGCUUAUCAGUUCACACUCACCUGAAGUUAGAUGACAGAAACCCCUUCAGAGCUGGCAUGAAGGACUUGGCUCACUUCUUCUUUCUGAACCCAAUACGUUUUUUCAAUCGGUUCAUUGACAUAAAAGCUUAUGUAACUCAUUAUUUGGACAAGACCUUCUACAACUUAACAACUGUAGCACUUCACGACUGGGCCACCUACAGCGAGAUGAGAAAUUUGGCAACCCAGCGCUAUGGUUUAAGUAUGACUGAAGCUCACCUCCCCAGCCAAACUCUGGAGCAGGGUCUGGAUGUUUUGGAAAUCAUGAGAAAUAUUCAUGUUUUUGUAUCCCGCUACCUCUACAAUUUGAAUAAUCAGAUCUUCAUUGAAAGAACUAGUAAUAACAAACACUUGAACACCAUCAAUAUCCGACACAUUGCUAACUCAAUUCGAACUCAUGGAACAGGAAUCAUGAACACAACAGUAAAUUUCACUUACCAGUUCUUGAGGAAAAAGUUUUACAUUUUUAGCCAGUUCAUGUAUGAUGAACAUAUCAAAUCCAGACUUAUCAAAGACAUUAGAUUCUUCAGGGAAGUCAAAGAUCAAAAUGAUCACAAGUAUCCCUUUGAAAGAGCAGAUAAAUUCAACCGUGGCAUCAGAAAACUUGGAAUAACUCCAGAUGGCCAGAGCUAUCUUGACCAGUUCAGACAACUCAUAAGUCAAAUUGGCAACGCUUUGGGUUAUGUACGAAUGAUAAGAUCUGGUGGACUUCACUGCUGCAGUAGUGCUAUUAGGUUUGUUCCUGAUCUGGAAGAUAUUGUUAACUUUGAAGAGCUGGUGAAAGAAGAAGAACUCUCAGAAGAAACACAAAAAGCAGCAAGGCAGCUGGACUCUGUGCUGAGUGACCUGACCCGGAACUUUGCAGAGGGAACAGAGUACUUCAAAAUGCUGGUGGAUGUGUUUGCCCCCGAGUUCCGCAGCACAAAGAACAUGCACUUGCGGAACUUCUACAUCAUUGUUCCCCCCCUGACCCUCAAUUUUGUGGAGCAUUCAAUCAGUUGUAAGGAGAAGUUGAAUAAGAAGAACAAAAGUGGAGCAGCUUUCACUGAUGAUGGGUUUGCCAUGGGUGUGGCUUACAUUCUGAAGCUUUUGGAUCAGUACCAGGAGUUUGAUUCUCUGCACUGGUUCCAGUCUGUUAGAGAGAAGUAUGUGAAGGAAAUAAGAGCAGUAGCUAAGCAACAGAACGUACAGUCCACUAAUCAAGAUGAAAAACUACUACAGACUAUGAACCUUACCCACAAGCGACUGGAAGUUUGUUUACAGGAAUUUGAACUCCUAUAUUUCUCGCUAAGUAGUGCAAGAAUUUUUUUCAGAGCAGAUAAAACUGCAGCAGAAGAAAGCCAGGAAAAGAAAGAAAAAGAAGAAGAAUCUGGUAAAGCAAGCAAUGGAGAUCUUUCCAACUCUACACCUGCAGAGCCUGUUGUGAAAUGACAUGGCUGAACUACUCCAGGUUAAAAUGAAGGAUGAGAAACAAAGAAAGCAAAUCAAAAACUCAAAGCAAGUACUUCAAGCCUUUAUCUGUCAUGAAACUAAAGCAUGUGGGGAGCCCCUGUGACUACAAACUAUGUAACUACCGCCACUAAAAAUCUGGAUCAGAUCUCUGUGCAAGAAAUUUAUUUGCAGCUGAGACCACAACACAAGUCUGCAAGUGCAGAAUUCAGAGAUUCUCAGAAACGACCCAACUCCCUUGAACAUCCUGGGGAAAUUCACAACUGCCUUCACAUGAUACCAAGUAAAGCAAAUGCCCUGAGCGCUUCCAGAAAACACAGUUUACAGACUUCUUCACAAGUGCCGAGGCAGAAAAGAAAUCAAAGUCAUGUGCUGAACAUACCUGCUUUUCAUAAGCAAGGAGCUGCUUCGAAAGCUGUUGUGUGGCAAGACACAUUUCAUUCUACAAACAAAAAUGACAUGUUAAUAGAAAUAAUGAAAGGUCCCCAGUGCUGCUGUUACCACUACUUUGUUAGGAGUUUCUUGACUGAAUCUGA
Agelaius phoeniceus (red-winged blackbird) is the source of this 4088-nucleotide messenger RNA. NCBI's taxonomy places the organism in Eukaryota, Metazoa, Chordata, Aves, Passeriformes, Icteridae. The record is from RefSeq and is a predicted model, not a curated record.